CGCACUGUCAGUCUAUCAUGCCAGCAUGACAGUAGCACCUAGUUCUGCCCACAAGAUGCAGAUCAGUCCCGAUUGUCAUCCUCGAUAUUUCUGAGUAAAUUCUCCUCGCGAAUUUCGUUUGAAAAUACAGAAAUAUAUUCAACGUGCACGUGCAGAUCUCCCCCGACCUUGGAGAAACGGUCUUGUGGUUAAGGGUGCGAUUCAAACUGCGUCAACCGUCGCUUGAAUUUUACAACUCCAAAUGUCGACGAGAAAAAAGCGCCAUUUAUUAAACUCAAUUCAGUUCGACAGCUGCUGUUGACCUGGCCUAGGAAAGUGACUUUUUAAAAUUACUAUCCUUAUCAUCUUCGUAGUACAAGUUUUUCAUUUUUUAAGUGCGAAAGUUUUGAGUGUUGGUCGCUUUCAUGAUAUACCGUAACGCGAAUCUGCGUCGACUGUAAAUACAACGCUCUAAAAAUUGGUGCCUUGAACGAGGAAUAUUUGCCGGAGGUUUUUUCUUUUUUUUUUUUCUCCUAAAUUGUUGAGAUAACAUCCCACCAAGUGUUCAAAAUUCCUCGAAAAUGAAAGUUCCAGUUUUCUACAUAAGUGAAUCGAAGGUGCUCUUGAAAUGAAAUAUUCGCGCCAAUGGAUGUAACGUUAUAAAAAAAUUAGCCGUAAUUUAAAUUUUAUUCAAUUCAAAAGUCCUUCCCGAAACAUCUGUACUUUCUAUCAAAUAUAAAUGAAUUCUCAAGAAACUUAAUGUACGUAAAAAUAGAGAACAACUAUGCACAUAAUUUGGAGCAAUCAUAAUAAACAAUAGGAAAACGGAUGAAAAUAAUUAAUCAGUGAGUGUAACGAUGAAGAGUUGUGUCCGUUAAAAGUGUGGUCGUUGACUUUUUUUUCUACUUGUACAGGGUGAUUAAUUUUCUUCAGUGUUUGUCACAUAUUUGCUAAAGCGUGGAGGAGAAAAAUCGCGAUGCAGAGUGUGUGAAUGAAUAUGGUUUACAUUUAGGUUUAUAUGAGUGUAAUUUGUAUAGUAAAUAUAGCUAAAAAUUUGGAGAUGCAGCACAUGGUUCAAAAUCCAUGAAUGAAAAUAUAUCUGGGAGGUUUCCAGAAGCCCUGAGAAGAGGAGACCGCGGGCGGGUCUCCAAAGCCAUAAAGGGCAACCAACGGAAGGCCGGUCCAUAUCUGUACAGAGGAGGGAGAAGAAAAGGAGGAGGAGGAGACGGCGAAGGAGAGGAAAGAAGAAGAGGAAGUAGAGGAGGGGUGGAAAAAGGGGUGCGGAUAUACGUUUUCAAGGGAGGCUGCUGGAACCCGAAAAUCUGCAGAGAUGGAGUUUCUGCAGAACCAUCAUUCGGCAAACACCUCCGAGUCGCCAUAUACACUCGGUACAGGGUCAGUCGGAAGCAUCGAGGCGACGAUUCCUUCGAGUCUUUGCAGCGGAGCUCUAGGAGUUUUAUCGAACGAAGACACGUUAGGAGAAAAUCAGAACGAUGAGACGUUAGGCGCGCUGCAGGGAACGCUGCAGGACCUUCAAAAUUCACCCGAAGACAUCGGACAGGGUGGACAUAAUCAACAAUUGCAUAAUUCGGGGCAAAAUCAGGUGGUCAGCGAGUUCGGAGCUAGCUUUUGGGUCGACGACAUGGCAGGAUUUCCACUUCCGUCUCUCGACCUCGAUCCUUUACCACCGGGACUUUUCAGUCCAUGUUCCGCUACCUACAAUUGGGGUUGUCCAAGAGGGGAUUGCGUUCCGAGAUCUGGUACCGGAAAUGGAGAGGGUGUAGCCGACGUCUUGUUAUCCUUAAAGCACGCUGUUGUUCAUCCCGGAAGUCCAACCGGUGGUUACUAUGCCGGAGCUCCUCCGCAUCAUUAUUCUCAAGACUAUGCACAGAAUUUAGGACCUCCGGUACCCCCGAGUCAUUACGGAUCGGGUCCAGCGAUGUCCGUUAAUGUCUCCAUGAACAUGACCAUGAACAUGAACAUGCACCCAGGGUAUGACCAGAACUACCCCUCGGCAUGGGGUGUUGAGCCCCUGCUAAGUCCCGCCCCUCAAUAUAACCCAGUGGAAGUUCAGGCGAGGGUGAAUCAGCAGCAGCCUCCUCUGAUUGGUAACCACCCUCAUCACCCUCGAAUCCCAACCUCCGAACACGCCCUUUGUAUCGGGGGUGGCGUCACAACCGACGAUAAUGGAAGACCAAAUCUCUGCAGAAUAUGCGGAAAAACUUACGCUAGACCAAGCACUUUGAAAACGCACCUCAGAACCCAUUCCGGCGAGAAACCGUUCAGGUGUCACGCCUGCUCAAAAGCAUUUAGUCAAGCUGCAAAUUUAACGGCUCACGCAAGAACACAUUCCGGUGAGAAGCCGUUUAGAUGUCCGGUAUGCGACAGAAGAUUUUCACAGAGUAGUUCGGUAACAACCCAUAUGAGAACGCACUCAGGAGAACGACCGUACAGAUGUCGAUUUUGCAAGAAAGCAUUUUCCGACAGUUCAACCUUAACAAAACACUUGAGAAUUCAUUCAGGAGAAAAGCCUUACCAAUGUAAAUUAUGCCUAUUAAGGUUCAGUCAAAGUGGUAAUCUGAAUAGGCAUAUGAGGGUGCAUGGAGGAUCCUUAACGUGACACAAUUCCCCAUCACCUGCACCCCUACCGCAACAACAACAACAACAGCAACAGCAACAACCACCACCGGCUGCAGCGUUAUCUGACAAAAAUUGGUUGCAGUGUUGUCGAUUACCUGUGAUUCGAGUCGGCGACAACGUCCUCACAACGAAAACAAUAUUUUAAAUUAAUAUUAUACAUAUGAAUAUA
Molecule: messenger RNA, 2788 nt
Organism: Athalia rosae (coleseed sawfly)
Lineage: Eukaryota; Metazoa; Arthropoda; Insecta; Hymenoptera; Athaliidae
Product: protein glass-like
Exons: 7
Coding region: 1310-2599 (429 amino acids)
Cellular component (GO): nucleus
Source: RefSeq, a predicted model, not a curated record